AUGAAGCAGCCAGAAAGCUUGAUGUACGAUAUUAACAGAAAAGUCUACAAUGAAGAAGAAUUCCAACAAGAACACGACCAAAGAUUUCUUUCCCAAAUUGACGAGGACUUUGUUGCCCCUCAAGCCAAACGAAGGAUCCAGUGCAGGUUUUCAUGGGAAAGGUUCAGGAAGAUCAUGCUCAACAUGUUUCCCAUUCUCAACUGGAUGUGUUCAUAUCAUAUCACAGAAUGGGUUUUAGGAGACGUCCAUGCUGGCAUAAGUGUAGGGAUGGUGCAGAUGCUUCAAGGAUUAUUAACACUACAGUUAACUGGAUUACAACUACCAAUCACCAAUGUUUUUUACUCUGCAUUUUUCUCCACUUUAACGUAUGUCAUAUUUGGAACGUCACACCAUAUCUCUAUUGGAUCUUUCACCAUUCUAAAUGCGAUGAUCGCAAACUUUCAGAAAGCUCUUAAUUUCAAUGUUACUUUGCCAAGAAAUGCGACUCUGAUCAUGUCUGAAAAUUCAGUUAAAAUGUAUACGGAAGCCUUGGCUCUCACGGCAUCGACAACGUUUUUGGUUGGGAUCAUUCAGAUACUUCUAUGCUUUAUCUGUUUGGGAUACGUGACAACAUACCUGUCAGAAACUCUCAUGAAUGCUUACCUCACUGCUGCAGCUCUGCACGUCAUCGUAUCCCAGUUUUCCUUUAUCUUUGGGAUUGUAAUUGACUUUCAUUCAGGCCCUCUGGCCAUUUUUUAUAACAUGGUAAAUUAUUGCAUGGGUAUCCCCAAAGCUAAUUCUACCAGCAUCCUGCUGUUUUUCCUGACCGUCGUCAUGCUGUGGGUCAGUAGAUGCAUUAAGAUAACCUACAAACACAGCCCUGUUGAGUUCCCUAUGGAACUACUUCUGAUUAUUAUGUGUACCAUAAUUUCUACCAAAAUACAGUGGCAUGCUGAAUCCAGUAUGGGAAUACUUACUACAGUACCCUCCAGCUUUCUGUCUCCUACAUUACCUGACUUUCCAAAAUUGUACAAGAUUAUAUUACACGCUUUGUCUCUGGCAGUAGUAAGCUAUUUCCUUCUCAUUUUUGUGGGGAAAAAGUACGCAACCAUUCACAACUAUCAUGUCAGACACACCCAGGAACUACUGGCUAUCGGAUUAUGCAACGUCUUUGGUUCAUUCUUUAAAAGCUUUGUCGUUAGCUGUGCUGUUUCUGCAACGGUUAUUCAGGAAAAGACCGGCGGGAAAACACAGCUUGCAGCUCUAAUUGGAGCGUCCAUAAUGCUGGUGACAGUGCUAAAGCUGGGAAAGCACUUCCAGUAUCUUCCUAAUGCUGUUUUAGCAGCGAUCGUAAUUUUCAACAUGUUGCCGUUUCUUGAAAAGUUUAUAGAUGUCCCUUGCUUGUGGAAGCAAGAUAAAUAUGAUUUUGGAAUUUGGAUUGUCACCUUUCUGGCUGUACUCUGUCUUGGUCUGGACAUUGGAUUGGUCAUUGCUAUGGGAUUUGCCUUUUUCAUAAUAAGCGUCAGGUCACACAGAAUGAAGAUGUUGAUAUUGGGCCAGAUUCCCAACACACAAAAUAUUUAUCGCAGCUUUUCAGAUUAUGAUGAGGCCACAGAGAUACAGGGAGUGAGAAUAUUCCAGUGCUGUUCCUCCAUUUCAUCGGCCAAUAUGAAACAAUUCAAAAACUACGUGUUACGAAAGAUGGAUAUGAAGGCCGUACCGCUUGAUGAAAACGAGAUGAGAGCUUUGAUAUCAGUCAGUCUAUCUAGUGUGAAUGCGCCGACCCAGGACUUACAGUGUGCCUGUGUUUGCAAUCCACCUGAACCGUUACCUAGGGUCCCUUACACGGAGAAACUUGUAAGACGACUUCAAACUUCUACCACAUCGUCGUCGUCUUCUUUCGCCCUGGUACGCUUGAGAAGAGCUAGAACAAGAUCCAUAACUCAGUUGUCCCCAUGUGACUCAGAGUCCGCAACAUACCCGAUCCACACCAUUAUUUUAGAUUUCAGCAUGGUGCACUUUGUGGAUUUGCAAGCUUCCUAUUUAUUACGUGAGCUCUGCCAUGUGUUUCAGAAUAUUGGUAUCACAGUCCUGAUAGCUGCCUGUCACUCCACCGUAAUAAAAUCCUUCGAAAGAAAUGGGUUUUUUGACCAGUAUAUUACCAAAGCACGGUUCUUUCCAACUCUACAUGAUGCUGUACUUUUUGCUGUGGAUUCUGAUCCUUUGCAAGAGAUGUUACCAGUGGAUCCCAGUACUGCACAAAACGAAGACGUGUCACAUGAAACUGGUAUAGAUAAUCACGAGGAUCGAAGUCAGCAAUCAGCAAGAAGUCAGCAUUCAGACAGGAUGAGCCAACAGUCCGCAGGAAACAGAACCCCCUUGAUGACAACCGUCCAUAGUGGAAGUAACGACGAUGAGCCUAUAACAGACCUUUACCGCACCUCUUCGUUCCAGAGCGAGGGAGACACAGUCCCUCUCCCCCAUCUUCAAAGGCCUCACCGGAAUGAAAAGUAUCGUGUUUAG
Molecule: messenger RNA, 2502 nt
Organism: Heteronotia binoei (common prickly gecko)
Lineage: Eukaryota; Metazoa; Chordata; Lepidosauria; Squamata; Gekkonidae
Gene: SLC26A8
Product: solute carrier family 26 member 8
Exons: 19
Coding region: 1-2502 (833 amino acids)
Biological process (GO): transmembrane transport
Cellular component (GO): membrane
Molecular function (GO): bicarbonate transmembrane transporter activity; sulfate transmembrane transporter activity; oxalate transmembrane transporter activity
Source: RefSeq, a predicted model, not a curated record